GUGGAUAUUGUAUUGUAUGUACUUGGCAGGAGGUAACCCACCCAAACUGGUGAAUGGAGACAGCCGGUGUGUGGGGAGAGUUGAGCUGUACUACUAUGACACUUGGAGAACAGUUUGUGGCGAGACGCUGAACAUGGAGAUGGCAGAAUAUAUUUGUAACUAUUUGGGAUGUGGAUUUGCUGUAUCAGUCUCAAGUAACGCUCGCUUUGGAGAAGGAUCGGGGCCUGUGGUUGGUCGGCCUGACUGCGGACACGGGCAGGACGGUGGCAUAUUCUGUUCAGAUCCACUUCAGAAAGCCAUCAUUUCCCUGAAGCCAGAUUCCCCGUUCUUUGUGGGAGGGGAAAGCGCUCAGAUCUCAUGUUCUGGGAAUUUUCCAGGCAGCAUAUUCUCUUUAUACAUAGACGGCAAGUUUCUCAUAUCACGGACAGCUCAGGAAAACAUCCACACGUCAAAUUUCACCCUGUCGGAUUUCAGUGCAGGAAAUUACACGUGUAAAUAUACUACACAUAUAGACGGUCGAGAGUUCACAUCCCCAGAGAGCGAACGAGUGGGAAUCUAUUUGUGGGAACCGCUCCAGAAACCAACCAUUUCCCUGAAGCCAGAUUCCCGGAUGUUUGUGAGAGGGGAUAGCGCUCAGAUCUCAUGUUCUGGAAAUUAUCCAGGCAGCAUAUACUCUUUAUACAUAGACGGCAAGUUUUUCACAUCACUGACAGCUCCGGAAAACAUCCAAACGGCAAAUUUCGCCUUAUCGGAUUUCAGUGCAGGAAAUUACACGUGUAAAUAUGCUACACAUAUAGACGGACGAAAGUUCACAUCCCCAGAGAGCGAACGAGUGGGAAUCUAUUUGUGGGAUCCGCUCAAGAAACCCACUAUUUCCCUGAAACCAGAUUCCCAGGUGAUUGUGAGAGGGGAAAGCGCCGUGAUCUCAUGUUCUGGCAAAUAUCCUGGCAGCAAUUUCUCUCUGUACAGAGACGGCGAGUUUAUCUCAUCACAACCAGCUCCAGAAAAUAACCAAUCGACCACAUUCACCCAAUCGGACAUCAGUGCAGGAAAUUACUGGUGUAAAUAUACUGCACACAUAGAGGGACGAGAGAUCACAUCACCAGAGAGCGAUCGAUUGGCAAUCUCUGUGCGGGGUUACUUGACUACUCAGGGAAUUGCGAACGUCGGCCGCCUCAUCCUGGUGAUCUCGUUGUGUCCGUUAAUUAUUGUCCUGCUCGUGGUUCAUCACCGACGAAUAAAAACAUAUAACAGUCAAGAAAGGGUUAGUGAAGACACGACCUGAACUCUCCACUGUUCUCUUGAAAGCUCCCAUAAUCCAGCUGGUGUCCAGAUUACUCUCCGUCUCAGUCCACAGAAUCUUUCUCUUACUGUUGAUUUAAUUUCUUCCCUUUGCUUUUUCCUCAAACACCUUGAUGCACUCACUUCCCAGUUCUCUGUCUCAUUCACCCGCCUGUGAGAGGCGAAGUGAUGAGAGGCAAAAUGCACCUGUCAAUAAUCAGACCAAUAGCCAUUCCCACAUUUGAUAUUGCAGUUGCCACAUCACGAAAAUGUCUGAAAGCACAUUUCAAGAUGUACUGUUGAUAAACGAGGUUAUUUUGGGGUAAACGCGGCAGCUAAUUUGCUUACAGCAAUGUGCCAGAAUCAGCCAACAAGUUAAUCAAACCAUAGGAUCGUGUGAUUUAUUUUGGAGGCGAACACACAUGUAUAAUAAAAUUGCUUUGCGGUGGAUUAAGAUGAAAUAUAUCUUUCCAUUUGAUCGUUCAUUAGCACAUCAACAGGUGUCAGAGGGAGAUGGAUUUAGGGAAUAAUGGAUUAAGGUGUCAGUGGGAAAUGAAUGGAGACGUAGAAUACCAAAUAAUAUUCUAGUGCAUAGCAUUUUUCACAUCAGUAACAUGCUUGCAAAUGAUGUUCACAGCUGACUACACUUCUAAGCAAUCCACUUUCCUGUUCCUGGCUCUCAUGUCAACAUCCAGCUUGCUCUUAAUUGUUUAAAACCUUUCUCUCCACACUGAGAGUUUCACAUGUUUUGCAAUAA
Molecule: messenger RNA, 2038 nt
Organism: Callorhinchus milii (elephant shark)
Lineage: Eukaryota; Metazoa; Chordata; Chondrichthyes; Chimaeriformes; Callorhinchidae
Product: alpha-1B-glycoprotein-like
Exons: 5
Coding region: 17-1285 (422 amino acids)
Cellular component (GO): membrane
Source: RefSeq, a predicted model, not a curated record